Messenger RNA from Trichoplusia ni (cabbage looper), 1636 nucleotides. RefSeq names its product glycine-rich protein DOT1-like. The record is from RefSeq and is a predicted model, not a curated record. The transcript is spliced from 4 exons. The coding region runs from base 23 to 1060 and encodes 345 amino acids. NCBI's taxonomy places the organism in Eukaryota, Metazoa, Arthropoda, Insecta, Lepidoptera, Noctuidae.
UGGUCCUGCGUCAGUGAUCGCGAUGGGAUACGGUGGUGUGGUGCUAAGCGUGGUGGCGCUGUGCGCGCUAGCGGCGGCGUUGCCGUCCGUCAGAGACAAUACCUUGGAUGGGGGUGACCGAGUGGUGCUGGUGGCGCCGGUGCUGGCCCCGCCGCGGGACUCGCGCCCGUACGCCACCACGCGCUCGCGACAGUUCCCCAUACUGGUGCUGCUCGCACAGCCCGAUAUACCGGAGUACGUGCGCCAGGAGCCUGCUGCUAAGUCCCUGAAGGAAGACCCUCAGCCAAUCUACGUUAAGAAACUCGAGGACCAAGAGCAGAAUGGACACGGGAACAGACAGAAGCGUCACUUGCUGAAGAAGUUCCUAGGUAUUGGAGGGGGAGGCAUUUCCUUUGGUGGGGGCAUUGAUAUUAGCGGCGGCGGAGUUGAAUACGGCAAUGGGGGAGGCCACGGCGGCGGCUACGGCGGAGGCGGGGGCGGGGGCUAUGGCGGCGGCGGUGGCGGCGGAGGCGGGGGGGGCUACGGCGGAGGCUUCGGCGGCGGCUAUGGCGGAGGCCAAGGCGCAGGCUAUGGCGGAGGCCAAGGCGGCUAUGGUGGCGGCUACGAAGAACCAUCUAAAACAAUAAUUGUUAAAGUGGUGAAAGAGCAUGGACGCGGCCAUCACCAUGGUGGUUACGGAGGUGACGGCGGCUAUGGCGGAGGUCAUAACAAUGGGGGUUACGGCAACGGAGGCUAUGGCAACGGAGGUGGCUUCGGCGGCGGCUUCGGCGGUGGCUACGGCGGUGGCGGCGGCGGCGGUGGCGGCGGAGGCGGCGGCGGUGGAGGCGGCGGAGGCUACGGCGGUGGCUACGGCGGUGGCUUCGGCGGAGGCCAAGGCGGUGGCUAUGGCGGCGGCAACAAUGGCUACGGCGGAGGCAACAACGGAUACCACAACAGCGGUGGAUGCGGCGGCGGCUGCGGUGGUGGUGGCAACUACGGAGGAGGUAGUGCUACAGCCACUGCCACUGCUACUGCUACCGCUACCGCUCAUUCCGGAGGCGGCGGCUACGGAAAACGUUAACCCCAUCUUGCUCAGUGAGAUUACAGAGUGUUUCGAAGUGCGUGGACAACCUGUGAUUAAUGGUGACUGGACGAUACUCGCUACACACCAAAUAGCUUUAACUACUAAAUUGUUACUGGCUAUACUUAUCGUUGUUGAGAAAAAAGUAUGGAUGUACGAAGCGGGGUAAAAAAUAAAACUGUGCAGAAACUUCUUAGCCAGGAUGCCAAAAAAAUAAAAUAAAAAAAGUACGUACGUAGUCUUUUAUAGAGGCAAGAAAAGUGGCAUGUUUAAAUGGCAAAGAAAUUCAGGUUGAUAAAACUGCCAUACUCAUAAAUGCUUAGCGUCAAGCGGGAUGUGUGGGUCAAAAUAUAUGUAUUUUGAGUAGCACCGAGUUUGACGCGGAAUUAAAGAUUGCAGCUGUUUUGCUCACGCAUAGCCGUGUGUAUUUUUUACACUUGUCUAUUGCGGAGUGAGACAGCCUUUGAAACGAAAUCCAUGAUAUGUAUAGCUAGUAGCAUUCAAUAAAACUAAUUACCUAUUGUUAUGCUUACUUGUAAUUUUGAUAUAAGGAUUGAAAUACAGGUUUCUUUAUUA